AUAGUCUGUAAACGAUGCUCGUCUCGCUCACCGUCGGCAAGGUCGACGCCGGCGUCACAGUGCUGCUGACCCCUGACAAGCGCCUGAUUGAAUUCCCCUCGAUCCUGCUCCCACCCGACAUCACCUCGGGGUCCAUUGUCGAUAUCAAUGUCGCACGCAACAAGAACUCCGAGGCGGCAGCAGAGCGCGCGUUCAGGGAGCUCCAAAAUCGGAUCCUGGCGUCCUUUGGCUCGGCCGAGCCGAGUCCUCCCGUGCUUCGGUGCCGCAACGCCACCCAGACGAGCGUCGUGCUCGAGUGGGACCCAAUCCAGCUCGCCACGGCCGACCUGAUCAGCCUGGCGCUGUAUCGCAAUGGCCAGAAGGCCGGCAACAUUCCCAAGCCGCUAUCGAUGCAUACUACCAAGAUCAGCGGCCUCGCUGUCGACACCGAGUACACGUUCCACCUGGUGCUGCGCACCACAGCUGGCACCUUCGCGAGCCAGCGCGUCACGGUGCGCACUCACAAGAUGACAGACCUCAGCGGUAUUACCAUCACGACGGGCAUCCUGCCGUCCGCCGUGCGAGAGGGACUGGCAGCGGCAGUAGAGCGCAUCGGCGCCAAGAUAGUCGACGGCGUGCGGAUCGACACAACACACUUCGUAACGACCGAAGGCCGUGGCCUGCAGUGGGAGAAGGCCAACGAGCUCAACAUCCCCGUCGUCCGGCCCGAGUGGGUCGAGGCCUGCGAGCGCAACGGCCGCAUUCUCGGCGUGACAAAGUUUUACCUGGACGCCGUGCGAGUUGGGCCACCAUUCGACAAUGACAGACCCUCAACGGCUGGCACCAGCGGUGGGAACACUACCGCCUCCGCGCCGGCACCACCACAGAGAGACGCGCCGCAACACCGACCCAGCACGAGUAUCAGCAGCCAGCCGCCGCUGCCCAAUCCUGAAGAAGACGCCGCGAGGCAGAAAGAGCAAGGGGGCAUCGAGUCGUCGGACUCGAGUGAGGACGAAGAGGACCAGGAAGAACAAAAGGUGAAAUCUGGUGGGCAGGACGAGCAGAAAAUGCUCGCGGAUGAAAGAGAGGAGAAGCAGCUGGCCUCGCGGCCUAAACCUACGGUUGAGGAUGAAGGAGACGAGACCCAGCAGGAGGAGAAGGCUGCUGCAAGUGAAGAUGAGAACGGCGGGAAGUCGCCCGGUGACGGGUCGUCGUUUCAGGAUGUUGCCCUCUAGACCGGGACGGUGGGUGAUGUAAUGUGAAAGAUAUUAGUUUCAGACAGGUGUAUCAUUCAGGAGUCUCACUGGCGCAUCCAAAGCCUUUGCGUGACCAGGUUCACUCAGGAUUUGUUUUGUUCAGCCGCCGUAGCAAAGAGGGACGUCUUAGCCUUCUCAGUUAUGCAGUCAUCG
This is a messenger RNA of Parathielavia appendiculata, 1388 nucleotides long. RefSeq lists its product as uncharacterized. Gene Ontology annotation, biological process: Golgi to plasma membrane transport; conjugation with cellular fusion. Lineage: Eukaryota; Fungi; Ascomycota; Sordariomycetes; Sordariales; Chaetomiaceae. The transcript is spliced from 2 exons. The record is from RefSeq and is a predicted model, not a curated record. Gene Ontology annotation, cellular component: exomer complex; trans-Golgi network. Gene Ontology annotation, molecular function: protein dimerization activity. The coding region runs from base 15 to 1214 and encodes 399 amino acids.